Messenger RNA from Trichomonas vaginalis G3, 864 nucleotides. RefSeq lists its product as uncharacterized. The transcript has a single exon. The record is from RefSeq and is a predicted model, not a curated record. The coding region runs from base 1 to 864 and encodes 287 amino acids. Lineage: Eukaryota; Parabasalia; Trichomonadida; Trichomonadidae.
AUGGAUUUGGAAACAGCACGUGCAAAUUAUCCAAACAGACUAGAGAGGUUAGAAGAAGAACGUCUUAUGGACAUGCCUUUUGAUGUUACUGAGCCACAAGUUGAAGGACACGACGGCUUUGCCAGAUUCUACUGGAAACAUGACGAACAAUUGCAUCCUUUGAGAAGGAAAAAAGGAAAAGGUGAAGAUGCACAUGCUCCCAUGGAAAGAACAAGAUAUGCAUAUGAAAAGUACCGUGAAGUUAGAAGUCAAAUUACAUCUGGUCGAACCUUUACAGUAAACUUUGACGAAGGAAAGAACAAAGAAGGCUUCAUGGGAGUACUUGCUGCCAUACAAGACGGAAAUAAGAAAGGAUACAAUCUCAGACUAACCGUAACAGAUUUAGAUGGUCACAUUUACUAUGCGCAUGGCAAUGAACAAACAGCCGCACAACUUCUUGACGCUUUCAAGACUACAAAGAGAGAACAAAUGGUUGACUCCGACUCAGACAUUUUGAAUGCAAUUGAAGGAAUUGCAAGUGUCAAGUUCGAAUGGUACCAACCUAACCCUCAAGCAGUCAGACAACAUGCUGGAUACUUCCCGUUCAUAAAUAAGUCUGACAUUGACUUGACAAGGUAUGGAAUUUACAAUUCAAUUGAAACAAUUGUCAACGAACCUUGCAUUCUUACAUGUCUCAGGAACUCUGGUCUUGUUACAGAAGAGAAGAUGAAGUAUCUUGAGUCAUGUGUGAAAACAAGGUACAUUCUCAGAGGGCAAUUGUCAAAAUUGCACCGUUGGCAAAUGUCAAUAUCCGCGUUAACAUACCUACAGCUAAAGGUUCUUCACAUGACGACUAUGUUGUUGACAAAGACUUACCAUGGUUGA